This is a messenger RNA of Closterium sp. NIES-65, 5325 nucleotides long. The record is from the annotation of a GenBank genome assembly. Lineage: Eukaryota; Viridiplantae; Streptophyta; Zygnematophyceae; Desmidiales; Closteriaceae.
AUGGCUACCCCUAGUGUCCUAGCUUUUGACGCUGAGGGUCGCGCCAUUGAUUUUGAGGUCUGGUUAGACGACCUGCAGCUGUACUUACAGUGCGACAGGGCUGACGACCUUUCUCUCUUUGACCUCACCUCUGGCGCCUCUCCUGCUCCUGCUGCUGAUGCUGAUCCCGCUGUCCGCUCUAAGUGGGCCACCCGCGAUGCUGCUGCACGUCUUGCUGUGCGUCGCCACCUCCCUACCUCUGAGCGUGCGCACUUUAGUCAGUACAAGAGUGCUCAGACCUUGUACGACGCUGUAGUUGCGCGCUACUCCUCCCCUGCCACUGCUGCACUCAGCCUCGCGCGCCUCCCUGACUCCCUUCGCGUAGUCAGGGACCACUUUCUCGCAGUCUGUCCCACCACCCUCACCGUCGACCUCCUCGAGAAGUCCCUCCUUGCAGCGGAGAAGAGCAUAGUCGCUGUAGGUGCUUCUCGUGGUGACCCUCGCACCCCCAUCUUUGAGGGGUGCUCUCCUUCCCCCUUGCUGCCCUCUGUUGCCUCUGCUGCUGCUGCCGACCUGCUUGGUCUUGAGUCGGUCGGCGCGGCGUCUGCCCCUAGUGGGAGACGUCGCUCAAGCAAGGGCAAGGGGGGCAAGGGCGCGGGUGGAGCUGGAGGGGGCGGUGGCGGUGGCGGCGGUGGCGGCGGAGGGAGUGGGGGUGGCGGCGGGACUAGUGGCGGAGGUGGUGGUGGUGGUGGUGGCGGCAGCGGCGGAGACGGUGGUGGUGGAGCCAGCGGUGGUGGUGGAGGCAGCGGCGGAGGUGGAGGCGGCGGAGGUGGAGGCGGUGGAGGCGGCAGCGGAGGAGGCAGUGGUGGUGGAGGAGGUGGAGCUGGUCGGGGUGGUACCCAGCAGCGUAGCGGUGGUGGUGGUGGCCAGCGCUCGCACCGGCAGCAGCAGCAGCGCUCGCGGGACAUCCCUUUGCCUCAGCAGCUUCGUGAGUGGUACGCUGGGCGUCAGAGGGGUGGGGGUACUGGUCCCUGCACCUACGUUCUUCGUUCCGGCGACCGCGCGGGUGAGCAGUGUGGGGGUGCCCACGCCACCCAGCGCUGCUUUGGCCGCCUGACGGACGCCUGGCGUCAGCAGUUCCCUGGGGCUAGUGAGAUCCCUCGCUGGGAUGAGCUUCUCAGGGCUGGUGUAGCGAUCUUUGAUCUUGAUUUUGAUGCUAUCCUUACUGCUAUGUAUGUUGUGGAUUAUAGUGAGGAGAAUGAGGGUUACCGUUGUUUCCGGCCCGACCCGGGCAUUGGUACUGCUGCGCUAGGUGCUUGUGAGGCUGCUGCUCUAGGUGCCAGUGCGUCUGCGCUCUCAGGUACUGGUGAGACUGCGCUCUCAGUCUCCCUUGCUGACCCCUCUGGAGGUCCUGUCCUGUCUCACUUCUCCACUGUCCUCCCGUGUCCGGCUGCCCCUUCGGGCACCCUGUCGGGUCUGUACCUUCCCUCGUUCUCCACGAACUUGGUGAGUGGAGCGGACCUGCAGGAUGGGGGUGUUCACCAGUUCACUCCUGCGAGUCAGCGGGUGACCCACUGCACGGAGGCACGCACAGGCCGACACCUGGCCACGUUCUCGCGUCGGCCGGGGUCGAGUCUCUACACCCUGACCGUUGAGUCUCCUCCUGUCCCUGCGUCUGGUCAGGUGGCUGCGUCGGGUCAGGUACUUGCUGCUGCGUCCCGGUCAGGUCCUGAGUCUGCCCCCUGUUCUUGUCGCCUCCUGUCUCACGAGACUCUCCUGUGGCACCACCGUCUUGGCCACCCCUCCUUGCCCCGUCUUCGGAGCAUGGCUUCCCGUGUCCUUGUCUCUGGUCUUCCCCAGUCUCUCCCUCCUCUCCCCUCCGGGCCAGGACCUUCCUGUGUCCCCUGUGUCGAGGGUCGCCUCCGGGCUACUCCUCACUCCUCCCACUUCCCCCCGACAGAGGCUCCCUUGCAGACGCUUCACAUGGAUGUGUGGGGCCCAGCCCCCGUCCGUGGGCAGGGUUACGAGCGCUACUUCCUGUUGGUGGUUGACGACUACUCGCGUUACACCACAGUCCUCCCCUUGCGCAGCAAGGGUGCGGUCACUGAGGUGCUGAUCGACUGGAUCCGCGAGGCUUGUCUCCAGCUCAGGAAGAGCUUCGGCUCGGACUUUCCUGUUCUGCGUCUGCACUCUGACAGAGGCGGAGAGUUCUCUUCUCGCCUUCUGCGGGACUACUGUCGUGCACGGGGGAUCCGCCAGACCUUCACCCUUCCGGACUCACCACAGCAAAAUGGGAUUGCUGAGCGCCGCAUUGGCAUGGUCAUGGAUGUCGCUCGUACGUCCAUGAUGCAUGCGGCUGCCCCCCAUUUUCUGUGGCCGUUUGCGGUGAGGUACGCGGCGCAUCAGCUCAACCUUCACCCCCGGGUCUCUCGGCCUGCGAUGUCCCCAGUCUUGCUGUGGACGGGGAAGGUUGGCGAUGCGUCUGUGUUCCGUGUCUGGGGAUCUCGGGCGUUUGUCCGCGACUUGUCUGCGGACAAGCUGUCCCCUCGUGCUGCUCCCUGUGUCUUCCUUGGCUUCCCCACUGACGCCCCAGGGUGGCAGUUUUACCACCCCUCCUCUCGUCGUGUUCUGUCCUCCCAGGACGUCACGUUCGACGAGUCAGUCCCCUUCUACCGUCUCUUCCCCUACCGCACUCCUUCCCUCCCCCCUCCCCCGGACUUCCUUGUGCCGGUUCCCCCCCCGGUAGACCCCCUCCCCCCUCAGGUUCCUGCCCCCUCAGGUGUGUCCCAGGUAGACGCCGUUGACCCGGUCGAGGUUACUGGUGACUCUGGUGCUGCUGCGGGUGCUGAGCCUGGGGGUGCUGACUCUGGGGGUGCUGUGCGCGGGGGUGCUGAGCCUGGGGGUGCUACUGCUGGGGGUGCUGGGCCUGAGGGUGCUACUCCUGAGGGUGCGGAGCCUGGGGGUGCUGAGCCGGGGGGUGCUGUGCCUGGAGGUGCUGGGUCUGGGGGUGCUGGGUCGGGAGCUGCUGAGCCUGGGGGUGCUGAGCUGGGAGCUGCUGAGCCUGGGUGCUGCGAGCUGCGCGAGUGGUUCGCUCGCCGCUGGAGGCGUGCUGCUGAGUCUGGAGGUGCUGCUGGUGCUGGAGCUGGAGCUUCUUCGACCGUCGAGGGUGCGGGUGCUGCCGGUCCCGGAGCUGCUGGACCUGCGGGUCCUCCUGGAGCUGGAGCUGCUGAGGGCGUUCGUGCUGAGCCUGCUGCUGUUGGUCCUGCCGCUGGAGGUGUGGGUGGCGCUGGUGCUGUAGCUGAGGGUGCUGGUGCUGUCCCUGCUGAGUCUGGAGCUGCCGCGCGGCCUCGGCCGUACUUCGUUCCGCUCCUGCAGCAGGUUCUUGGUCUUUCUCCUCCAGUAGAGGGUCCACCGCCUGUCCAGUCGCAGUCCCUACUGGAGCCUUCCUCUCCACUGCCUGCUCCCUCUCCUUACACUGGUCCUACUGGAGGUCUUGCUGAGCGUCGUGAGCCUGCGUCUCGUCCCGCGUCGCCUGUUCGUGCUGCUCGCGCUAGUGGUCGCAGUUCGCGUCAGCGUCCUCCUCCUGUCCCUGGCACGCACCGGAUGUCUCUGCGUCCGUCCACUGCUCCUCUGCGUGCCCCUUUGCCUUCUCCUCCUGAGUCCUCUCUUCCUGCGCUUGCCGACCCUGAGUCGGACUCUCUUCGCGCUGCGAGUCCUACUAGUCACGCGUCUGCUUGCUACUGUCGGGGUGAGUGUGCUCUUGGCACGGACGUCCUAGAGGACAGGCAGGAGGAGUUACAGUGUCUAGCGGCUGCUUCACCUCAUCUCGCGUCUGUACUGCUUGCCCCUGAGGGAGACCCGGAUGCACUAGACAUCCCGACUCCGCGUUCUUACGCGGAGGCCGUAGAGGGUCCCUACUCCUCUCAGUGGCAGGCAGCUAUGGAUGCAGAGAUGGCUUCCUGGAAGUCCACAGGCACCUACGUUGACGCGGUUCCCCCUCCUGGGGCGAACAUCGUCAGUGGCAUGUGGAUCUUCAGGGUGAAGCGGCCGCCGGGCUCUCCACCUGUCUUCAAGGCACGGUACGUUGCUCGUGGCUUCAGUCAGCGGCAGGGAGUCGACUACUUUCAGACCUUCUCUCCCACCCCGAAGAUGACCACUCUUCGGGUGCUGCUGCACAUAGCCGCUCAGUGCGACUACGAGCUUCACUCUCUCGACUUCAGCACUGCGUUCCUGCAGGGUAGCCUGCACGAGGAGAUCUGGCUUCGCCGUCCACCUGGCUUCACUGGGACUUUCCCUCCUGGCACCCAGUGGAGCCUCCGACGGCCAGUCUACGGUCUCCGCCAGGCACCGCGUGAGUGGCACGACACACUGAGGACUACGCUUGCGGCUCUUGGGUUUGCUCCUUCUACUGCUGACCCGUCGCUGUUUCUUCGCACCGACACUUCCCUGCCGCCGUUCUACAUCCUCGUGUACGUCGACGACUUGGUCUUUGCCACAGCGGACACUGCUGGACUCGCCUACGUGAAGUCCGAGCUGCUGAAGAGACACACGUGCACAGACCUGGGUGAACUGCGCAGCUACCUUGGCUUGCAGAUCACUCGGGACAGAGCACGCCGCACCAUUACCUUGACUCAGUCACACAUGGUGCAGCAGGUCCUUCAGCGCUUCGGCUUCACGUACUCCUCGCCUCAGGCCACUCCUCUGCCUACUCGCCACUCACUCUCAGCUCUGCCUUCGGAUGAGUCCGUAGAGUCGAGUGGUCCGUAUGCAGAGCUUGUUGGCUGCCUCAUGUACCUGAUGACCUGCACACGACCUGACCUUGCAUACCCUCUGAGCAUUCUUGCACGCUAUGUUGCUCCUGGGAGACACAGACCGGAGCACAUGGCUGCAGCGAAGAGGGUAUUGCGCUACCUGUGCAGUACGUCGGGCAUGGGGCUAGUGCUUGGAGGGCGGAGUCCAGUGGUCCUUACCGGCCACGCGGACGCUUCUUGGGCUGACGACCAGGCUACGCAGCGGUCGUCACAGGGCUACACCUUCAGCCUUGGUUCCGGCUCUGUCUCGUGGCGGUCUACUCGCUCGUCUUCAGUUCUCGGCUCCAGUUGUGAGGCUGAGAUCUACGCCGGGGCCAUGGCUGCACAGGAGCUUCGCUGGCUCACCUACCUGCUGACUGACCUUGGAGAGCCGCCUCGUUCUCCUCCAGUGCUGUACGUAGACAACAAGGCUAUGCUGGCCUUGUGUCGAGAGCAGCGCUUGGAGCACAGAACGAAGCACAUUGCUCUCCGCUACUUUCUUGCUCGUGAGCUGCAGCAGCGUGGUCAGUUGCGACUUGCGUACGGUGGCCUCUGA